Molecule: messenger RNA, 1397 nt
Organism: Ctenopharyngodon idella (grass carp)
Lineage: Eukaryota; Metazoa; Chordata; Actinopteri; Cypriniformes; Xenocyprididae
Gene: pkib
Product: protein kinase (cAMP-dependent, catalytic) inhibitor beta
Exons: 3
Coding region: 191-421 (76 amino acids)
Biological process (GO): negative regulation of cAMP-dependent protein kinase activity
Cellular component (GO): cytoplasm; nucleus
Molecular function (GO): cAMP-dependent protein kinase inhibitor activity
Source: RefSeq, a predicted model, not a curated record
CGCGGGGUAGUUGUGCUCGCUCGCGCUGGACUCAGUGUCAGAGAAGGAGAAUCACGACGAAGAUGGUCUCAAUAUGCGGAGUUCCCCCCGCGGAUAGCCUCUGUUGGUACUGAUUCGGAGUGUUCUCCCGGAUAACUCCGCUUCGAGGAGUUGCUUCGUAUUCGGAAUGAUGCUAUGAAGACCACCAGAGAUGACUGAUGUGGAACCUGUUGUCACUGACUUUGCAGCCACGGGCAGGACUGGCCGGCGGAAUGCAUUGCCAGAUAUUCUAGGUUCCACAGCUGGUCCUGGAGCUGCCGACCUACCUGAUAAACUAGCCGAGCUUUCAGUAGGAGAUGAUGGCGAACAGGGCGGAGAGAGCUCAUCCUCGGCCGACCCACCUAAAGAAACCACAGGGGAGACAAAGACAGAGGGCUCAUAACUCGACACCAACACCGCAGUGAACUGACCUCACGAGAGACUCACACAUGACCUGCCUCUACUCUUUGCCCAUUGACCAAACAACUGUUACACUCUGUGCUAUGCAACAUCAAGACCACCUAUGAUUGGCAUUCAGGCGUGGGUCAGCAGGAAACAGCUCAUUCCUGUUAGAGGAAUUCAUCAUCUGAAGUCAUGUUUUUCAAAUAGCUAUGAUUGUUUAUCUCAUUUCUCAAUGACUUUGACUUUUUUCCCAAAGACUUACUGUCAUGAUUUUCCUAAUGACCGGCUGUUUUGUGUGUCUUAUGAAAACAGAUGUGACCUGCUUUCCCAUUUUAAAGGAACAUCUUGUUUAGUUUUAAGACUUUCCAUAAUGGCAUUUUCUCUGAAUGUUGACAUGUAGUGGCAAAAAUGUCUCUUUUUGCACAAAAAAGUAAAUACAUUCCAUUUGGUGAUGUAAGUAAAGUUUUUUAUCUUACAAUAAUUGUCUGUCCUUGUACAACACCACAUCUUCUGUGUUUUGUAUUGUAAAGAUAUGCAUUGUUAACAUUCUAGCCGGAGGAUAAGAAACAGUGCUGAAUAACACGGAAUAUGAUAUUUUCUUCUUGUAAAUACAGAAUUGUACAUUAUAUUUGCUAGUUUUGUUUUAAAGCCUUCCUUUGUGUGCUGUCAGUGUUGAGCCGGAAUUGGAUUGUUAGCUGUCUGAUGUAUCGCUGCAAACAUGUCAUUCGGACGUCAUCUUAAGUGCUUGUCUCAGAUAUUUCUUUACAGUUGUCAAUGGCAAUGGAAAAAUAUGAUUGUGGAGACGUGCUUUUCUUCCUCUUUUUCAUCUUUGCAUCGUGCUUCUGUCAGAGAAUUACAUUUCAUUUAAUUUUUUUUUACCUGCCCAUAAAUCUUGUGUUAUUUUGUCUGUUGUAAGCUACAUAUAAAAUGCCAUUAUGCUAUGUUUAAAAAUUACAAUAAACCCCGUGCUUAGUUUU